AGGGCUUGUUCCGCACUAACAAAUAGAAGCGCCCGUCUCCAUAGCAACUAUACACUUGCUGUGUCUAUAGAGAAUACUGCAUAGAGUUCCUCCCAACUUUUCCGGAGUAGGCCCUAAAAGUGGAAAUGCCAGUUGUUAAGAUACCCGUGGUGCAGAAAUUUGGAAUCAUUUCAACAAAAUAUCACCAUGAUCUCCAGCAAAGUCUCCUGCAAAGUUCUACAGUUUCUGAGCACAAACACAGGCCUCACAGACCUUUGGAAAUCACAGAGGAUUUCAUCAAACAGUUUAACAGUGCAGAGGAUUUAGAGGAGAAGGAACGCAUGCUAGAUACCGCAAGACAAAUUCUUCAUAGAUGCAAGAGACGAUCAAAACUUAACUUGAAGGGUUCUGGGAAUCAUGUGGAUCUGCAUUUUGCAUGGACAGAAUUGAUUUUGCUGACCCAGUGCAAAGGCAAUAUACAAGAAGAGGUUAUUGAUAUCUUGCUUAUUUCGAUGGACCAGGUGAAUUUUGAUCAAGAAAACAUCUCUCUGUUGUUCUUCAUGGCAGAGUCCAUUCUUUAUAAACUUUGUUGUGAUGUUACCCAGAAGCCAUGUCUAUGCUCAUUUGAUGUUAAGCUUUCGAAGCUUGGAUUUCUGACAUUUUUAAGACUUCAUGUUUUUAAUCUUCUUGGACAACUUCAACCUUAUGAUGAGCAGAAAGAGCACCUUUCAACAUACCUAGAAGCACUUCAGUCCUGCAGAUCUGUAUAUGAGCCAUUCCCAUAUGUUCUAUCAUCAGUACACGCAAUGUUAAAGGUUUGCACAAUGAUAUGUUCUCCUGACAUUCCUUUGGAAAGCCACUCAUCAUUGCAGAUUAAUACUGAUUUUAAACUGGCAGUUACAAAACCUGGAGGAGCUGAAAUGAAUUCAUUUGUCUGGAACUGUCUUGAGAUUUGGCUACAUGUUCAGAUAAACAGCAUUCAUUUGCAAAAAUCUCUUCAUCAUUUGUGUCAGCUUAAUGGAGGCCUUCAUCAGGAAAACUGGUUGGAUUCACUUUUAAGUUUAUUUAUCUUGGGAGAAGCUGCAAAAUUAGACAUUUCCUGUUUAAAGGCUCUAAUGGAACUUGCUCAUAAUUACAUCACCUCUCCUCUCCACCUUCCAGUACAGAAUUCAGAGCUUCCCUUCAGUCCUUUUACAUCAUGGCCAUGGGAGGUUAUAUAUGCUUACAUUAUGGUGCUUUCUGACAUCUGCCUGCAUGGCACUACUGCUGAGAUCCAAAAACAUGCUUUCACUGGUUUUCUUGAUAAAAAUGGUACAGCCAUAAGCACCCAUGAGGCAGGUUUGCAUGGGCUGUUAUUCUUUACGCAUCCUCAAGCAUCUGAAGCUUGUAACAAAAUGGAUUGGAUCAUUCAUUAUGGGACAGUCUAUAAUUUGGUUAAAGUCUGCAAUGCACUCCAGAUGGAUGUGAACAGGAGUGGUUUGAGAAAUGCAAUAUGGAAAGCACUGAACAGAUGCAGUGAAAAAGAUAAGCAAAUUAUAGAUGCUGUAAAGGUAGCUGAGGCUGAAUUAAAUGGUCCGGCAAAUACCUUCAUUAAUGCAAGUUCUAAAACAUCAUUAACUCCUGUGAGCUUAGGCUCCUGUCAGUAUGUGGGAUUGAGGAUUGCAAGUGCCCUUUCGCAGCAUUUCCUACCCCCUGUUGUGCCCUACAUUCCACUUCCGAAGAAACAAGUCUACAGUCAGCGGCAAAUUAAGCUUUCAAAGCUAAAGGAAGGCAAGACUGAGAAAUUAGUUUCACAUCCCUCUUUAAGGGAGCAGUAUUUCAGUACAGAGCCUUAUACAGCAAGACCAGAUUUUCUAACCAGAACAAAUACGGAUUUGCAAAGAGUUAUGGAUGAACAGUGGGCAAAAGAAAUAGAGUAUAGAAUGGAAGAGGAUAAAGAAGAGCUGCAGAGGAAACAACAGGAAGGUCAAAAAAAGCAAGAGGAGCAUUUCAAAGAAAUAAUGAAAAGAAGGGAGCAAAAAUUAAAGAAAACCACUAAACCAUAUGAGCUUCCACUGACUAGCAGUACACAAUAAAUUCAUUUUUAGCAGUGUGUGUAUAAAUGGGUGUAACAUAUUCUGUAUGUUUGGUGAUGCUGUAUUUAAAACAACAACCGUAUCAUUAUAGUGAAACAAUAUAUAUAUUCAGGUAUAUAUUCUAUCAUA
Messenger RNA from Xenopus tropicalis (tropical clawed frog), 2183 nucleotides. RefSeq names its product transmembrane protein 232 (gene tmem232). Bases 126 to 2054 code for a protein of 642 amino acids. Lineage: Eukaryota; Metazoa; Chordata; Amphibia; Anura; Pipidae. The transcript has 14 exons. The record is from RefSeq and is a predicted model, not a curated record.